Molecule: messenger RNA, 2108 nt
Organism: Andrographis paniculata
Lineage: Eukaryota; Viridiplantae; Streptophyta; Magnoliopsida; Lamiales; Acanthaceae
Product: pectinesterase-like
Exons: 3
Coding region: 53-1816 (587 amino acids)
Biological process (GO): cell wall modification
Molecular function (GO): pectinesterase activity; pectinesterase inhibitor activity
Source: RefSeq, a predicted model, not a curated record
UCAUAUCUGUUGCUUGCCAAUUCUCCACUUCCCUCCCAUCCAUCCUUUAAUCAUGUCCCCUGUUAAGGAAUCCCUCGCCGGAAUCCUGAAUUCCAGGAGGAAACUCUUCCUGCCCGUUUUCGCCUCACUCCUCCUCAUUGCCGCCAUAGUCGGAAUCGUCGCCGGAGUUAAGUCGUCCAAUAGGAAUAACUCCGGCAACGAUCAUAGCUCCGCCAUGAAAAUCACGACCUCCCACGCCAUCGCCCGAUCUUCGUGCAGCAACACGUUGUACCCCGAACUCUGCUAUUCCGCCAUUGCUGAUUCCCUCAGCGACGGAAAGCAAGUGAAAUCGGCCAAGGAUGUAAUCAUUCUGUCGCUAAAUGUAACUAUUUCGGCGGAGCAGCGGAACAUGGCUGCCCUUCAGAAGCUGCUCGACUCCGGGGCGAAAAACUUGACGAAGCGGGAGAAGACGGCCUUGGGCGACUGCUUGGAGAUGAUUGACCGGACGCUGGACGAGCUCCACACCGCCGUUAAGGACCUGGAGGAGUACCCCAACAAGAAGUCCAUCGAGGACCACGCCGACGACCUCAAAACCCUACUCUCCUCCGCCAUUACCAACCAGGAGACGUGUCUGGACGGCUUCUCCCACGACAAAACGGACAAGCAUGUCCGACAAGUGCUGGUCGGAGGUCAGGUUCUGAGGGUGGAGAAGCUCUGCAGCAACUCACUCGCAAUGCUUACCAACAUGACCGACACCGACAUCGAGCGCGAGCGGAAGUCGUACGGCGCCGGCAGAAAGCUGCAGGUGGCCGAUCAUGACAGCCAGGGGGCGGGGGGCUGGCCGAAGUGGCUGUCGGCCGGGGACAGGAGGCUGCUGCAGUCACCGUCGGUGACGGCGGACGUGACGGUUGCGGCAGACGGGAGCGGGAACUACAGGACGGUGUCGGAGGCGGUGGAGAAAGCGCCGCAGAACAGCGGGAGGCGGUAUGUGAUCAGGAUUAAAGCCGGAGUGUACAGAGAGAAUGUGGAGGUGCCGAAGAAGAAGACCAAUAUAAUGUUCGUGGGAGAUGGGAGGAGCAACACUAUCAUCACCGGCAGCCGGAAUGUCCGUGACGGCAGCACCACCUUCAACUCUGCUACAGUGGCGGUGGUCGGGGCAGGUUUCCUUGCCCGGGACAUCACUUUCCAGAACACCGCCGGAGCGGCGAAGCACCAGGCGGUGGCCCUCCGCGUGGGGUCCGACCUGUCGGCCUUCUACCGGUGCGACAUGCUGGCCUACCAGGACACCCUCUACGUCCACUCCAACCGCAACUACUUCGUCCAGUGCCUCGUCGCCGGCACCGUCGACUUCAUCUUCGGCAAUGCCGCCGCCGUGUUCCAGGACUGCGACAUCCACGCCCGCCGCCCCAACUCCGGGCAGCGGAACAUGGUGACCGCCCAGGGGCGCACCGACCCCAACCAGAACACCGGGAUCGUGCUCCAGAAGUGCCGGAUCGGGGCGACGUCGGACCUGAGGCCCGUGCAGAGGAGUUUCCCGACGUUCCUGGGGAGGCCCUGGAAGGAGUACUCCCGGACGGUGGUGAUGCAGUCGUCCAUCACCGACGUGAUCGACCCCGCCGGGUGGCACGAGUGGAGCGGCACCUUCGCCCUCAACACCCUGUUCUACGGGGAGUACCAGAACACGGGGGCCGGGGCGGCGACGUCGCGGAGGGUGACGUGGAGAGGGUUCAAGGUGAUCACGAGCGCCACGGAGGCCCAGAGGUACACGGCGGGGACGUUUAUCGCCGGUGGCAGCUGGCUGAGGGCCACGGGCUUUCCAUUCUCGCUGGGUCUCUGAUCUGAUCUGGUCUGAUCUUGAUGGAUCGGAUCGAGCUCCCUCCCUCCCAAGUUGUUGAUAAUAUACUAGUAAUAGAUAUAAUUACAUUACAAUGCUGCCUGCCUGCCAGCCAGCCAUUGAUUCUCAUUAUUGAUUGAUAUGUAGUAAUAGUAGAGUAGUAGUAUGUUGUGAUUUUAUCUUGUUAAUUAAUUGCUGCAAAUAAGGAGUGGAUGUGUGCUGGAUUUGAUGAGAGUAUCAUCGAUCGGAUCGUGUAUUGUUAGAUAAAUAAAUAAAGAUUGUCAUUGUUGUUGUA